This is a messenger RNA of Staurois parvus, 265 nucleotides long. Lineage: Eukaryota; Metazoa; Chordata; Amphibia; Anura; Ranidae. The record is from the annotation of a GenBank genome assembly.
CAGUCAUGUGAUCAGCUGUGUUCAAUCACAGCUGAUCACAUCACUGAUGAUCAGUGUGCCCUGAUCAGUGUAGCCCCAGCAGUGCCAGCUAUCAGUGCCACGUGCCAGUGCCUACCAGUGCACAUCAAUGCCACAUAUCAGUGCCCAUCUGAGCUGCCUUUCAGUAUCAGCCAUCAGUGCUGCCAGUCAGUGCCGCCUUUCAGUGCCCAUCAGUGAUGCCUGUCAAUACCCAUCAGUGACACCUACCUGUGCCUCCUCAUCAGUG